This is a messenger RNA of Prosopis cineraria, 1055 nucleotides long. Its product is annotated as osmotin-like protein. Lineage: Eukaryota; Viridiplantae; Streptophyta; Magnoliopsida; Fabales; Fabaceae. The record is from RefSeq and is a predicted model, not a curated record. Gene Ontology annotation, cellular component: extracellular region. Gene Ontology annotation, biological process: defense response.
AUGGCUUCGUCUUCCUCACUACUUUCUCUCAUACUAUCCGUCGCAUCCUUCUUCGUCGCUAGUCUCGCCGACGCCACCAUCUUAACCCUCGUCAACAACUGUAAGUUCACCGUCUGGCCCGCCGCCAUCCAGCCCAACGCCGGCCACCCCGUUCUCGCUGGCGGUGGUUUCGUUCCCCUCCUCACUCAUAUCUCCAUCCCCGUACCAGACCGACACUGGUCCGGUCGGGUAUGGGCUCGAACGGGUUGCGGCUACUCCGGCAACCAGUUCAACUGCGCCACCGGCGACUGCGGAGGUCACCUUCAGUGCAAUGGUGCCGGCGGCGCACCUCCGGCGCUCUGGCUCAGUUUCAGCAUACACCACGGUCAACACGACUACUCCUCUUACGGUGUCAGCCUCGUGGACGGCUUCAACGUCCCGAUGACGGUGACCCCACACGAGGAAGGCGUGUGUCCAGUGGUGGGGUGUCGCGUGGAUCUGCUUUCGACGUGUCCUCCCGGGUUGCAGCACCGUGUGCCGCAGGGUCAUGGUCCGGUGAUGGCGUGUAAGAGCGGGUGCGAGGCUUUCAGGACGGACGAACUAUGCUGCAGGAACCACUACAACAGCCCACAGAUGUGUAAACCGUCAAUAUAUUCAGAUUUCUUCAAGCACGCGUGCCCUGCCACCUUCACUUACGCUCAUGACAACCCUUCGCUGAUGCACGAGUGUUCUUCCCCGAGGGAGCUUAAGGUGAUUUUCUGCCAUUAGUAGGUAGGAUGAGGAUGACGGGUCACUCAGGUGACCUGAUUAUCUGGGAUCCUCUGAAUAAGAAUGGAAAAUGUGAACUCAAGAACAAUGUAAGCGGGUUAGUGGUCCUUCAGUGUUAAUUAAUGGUCAAAUCAAUGUAGCGGUUGUCUUUCAGCUUUUGCCUUCACGGUCUUGCGGUCCUGUUUACUGCUUGUCUUGUGCCGGUUUGACACUUCAAACCAAUAAUGCUACCAGCUAUGUGUGUGUAUGUAGCCGAGAAAUUUUGCAUUUGCAGAUGUAUUUUUAAUAACUUACUUUAUUUUUUAUAA